Messenger RNA from Seriola aureovittata, 5638 nucleotides. RefSeq lists its product as uncharacterized. NCBI's taxonomy places the organism in Eukaryota, Metazoa, Chordata, Actinopteri, Carangiformes, Carangidae. Gene Ontology annotation, molecular function: RNA-DNA hybrid ribonuclease activity; nucleic acid binding. The record is from RefSeq and is a predicted model, not a curated record. The coding region runs from base 1 to 4170 and encodes 1389 amino acids. The transcript has 2 exons. Gene Ontology annotation, biological process: DNA integration.
AUGCACCGCAAUGGGGAGGCCCAGGGAGAGGAAGAGGAAGAGGAGGAAUAUGGACAGAUGUAUGUUACACCUGUGGACAAAGAGGGCACUGGGCCUCUGCUUGUCCCUCACAAGGAGGACAACCACGACAACACCACAACCAAUACCAACAAAGGGGAGGACGAGGAGGUCACUACAGAGAAAGAGGAGGACCUAAACUUCCGUUUCCAGCACAAAUGCCUGCUCAGGCCUGGGAGCCAGAACAGGAGUAUUGACGGGACCCAGAGACGAAAUCAGGCCAACUGCCCUGUCAACCUACUCGGCAGAGACCUACUGGGAAAAUUGAGAAUGACCAUCUACUGUGGCCCUGAUGGACUGCACCUCUCCACUACAUCAUCCCAAUGCAUCAAUCAAGGACCCUAUUCCAGAGUAUUAUACAUGACACCUCCCCCUGAACCUAAAGAACCCUUUACCAGAGUAUACUGGAUGAAACUGCUCCCCACAGGUCCUGACACUCCCCACAUCCAAUAUCUGUACAUGCAGUGGAAACCAUGGUUACAGACCUUACACCCCUACAAAGCCCCACAGGAUGAACUCCACUGCACCCUGAACUAUCUGACACAACCAGAUGAGUUAUAUGAUGAAGCCUGGCAGGAAGAAAUGGAGAGUCACACUCAGACACUCAAAUUCACCUCCAUUUUUGCAGGAAAAGAAGGUGUAGCUGCCUUUUGUGAGCUCACUAGAGACCAAGAGGGUUGGUAUGCUCUACACGGAGACUCAAGCCCCCAUGUCACACUGGCUGUCGGCAGUGACUAUGAGGCUAGAUCUCUUGGACCUAUGGUAAAAAGAGCACUGACACUCUCAUGGGAAUCGACUGCUGCCCCACGAGUCUGGAAGGCCAAAGAAGAAGACAUGUGGUGUAUUGCCGCACCCAUAACAGACAAAACAAUCUCGGAGAAUAAAGAUUUGCCCCGCUUCCAUGGCAGGGAAAAAACAGACCAUCCUGAUACUCCCCGGAUCUUAGGAGAGGUUCCACCACAGAUCUGGACUUCUUCAUCUCAAGAUGUUGGCUUGGUAAACACACCCCCUAUCCACAUCACCCUGAGGCCGGGACAAAGACCUGUCUGGAGACCUCAAUAUCGCCUGAAAAAAGAACAACAAGACGGGAUAGCAGAUACCAUCACGGGGCUAUUACAAGCAGGAGUGAUCAUCCCCUACAGGUCCACAUGGAACACUCCUAUACUUCCGGUGACAAAGGGAGAGGGUAAAGGAUGGAGGAUGGUACAAGAUUUCAGACCUGUAAAUGAUGCAACUAUCCCAGAAGCAUUGCCAGUUCCAGACCCAUAUCUAGCCCUACAGAAUAUCGGGCCCCAGCAUCAGUAUUUCACCGUGGUGGAUCUUGCUAAUGCCUUCUUCUGUCUACCUUUGGCAGAAGACUCUCAGGAGUAUUUUGGGUUCACCUAUAAAGACCAGACCUACACAUACACCAGGCUGCCACAGGGUUAUCGUGACAGUCCCGGUCUGUUCAACCAUGCUCUCAGAACUCACCUCAAACCCUUAACCCUGCCUGCAGAUGUCACCCUUAUCCAAUAUGUGGACGACAUUCUGAUUGCUGCUCCAUCGGCUGAGGCAUGUCUGACAGCUACCCAUGCACUGUUGAAAUUGUUGGCAGCGAACGGCUACAAAGUCAAAAAAGAAAAACUACAAGUGUGUAGACGACUGGUCAUCUUCCUGGGAUGGGAAAUCUCACACUCCUCGCAUACUCUCACUGCUUCCCAGAAAUCUGCCAUCCUCUCACAUAACAAGCCGCGGACGGUACAACAGAUGUUGGCUUUCCUGGGGCUAACGGGAUACAGCAGAAACCAUGUCCCUUGCUAUGUUGACCUCACACAACCUCUGAGAGACAUAGUAGCAGAGGCAGGAAAUCGCAACCUAACUGCCGAACUGCUAUGGACACAAGCCGCCGAAGAAGCCUUCACACUCACCAAACAGGCACUGGCCCAGGCGACUGCUCUGUCCUCCCCAGAUUACACCAAAACUUUUAAUCUGGAUGUUUCUGAAAAAGCUGGGGUGGUAAAUGCAGUGCUUUUUCAGAAAAAGGAGGGAGAGAGAAGAGUGCUGAUGUACCACAGCUCAAAACUGGACAAUAUGGAAGUAGGACAAGCAGGAUGCACCAGAUACUUAGCAGCUCUAGCAAAAGCUAUCACCAAAACAAGUCACCUGGUAAUGUGCCACGAGCUGAAGAUAAACACAGACCAUGGAGUAGUAGCUUUCUUGGGAUCAAGCGCAUUCACUUUCUCAGCAGCAAGAAAAACAAAAAUCUCAGAGACCCUACUACAACCCCACAUCACAUACCACACAGAGGGGGUAAACAUGGCAAAAGGACUAAAUGCUGAGGAUGGACAGCCUCACAACUGUGCUGAAAAAGCAGAAAAAGAAGUGAAACUCAGACCAGACCUGGAAACAGAGCCACUACAGAACCCAGACAUGAUCCUGUUCACAGACGGCUGUUGUUACAAAGGAGAAAAUGGAAAUGUUGCCUCAUAUGCGGUGGUUGAGCAGCAGCCAUACACCAGAAAAUACACCACGAAAGAACAAGGAAUCAUCCCACAGCCGGCAUCUGCGCAACUAGCAGAAAUAAUCGCACUAACAAAGGCCCUCAAACUGGCUGAAGGAAAAAAGGUAAACAUCUACACAGACUCAGCCUAUGGCUAUGGAGCUGUGCAUGUAGAUGGACCACAAUGGAUAAGGAGGAAUUUUCUGACCACCGCCAACACUCCAGUGAAACACAGGAUGCAAUUAGAAGAAUUGGUGCACUCCAUAUCACUACCAGCAGAAGUGGCAGUGAUGAAGUGUAAAGGACACCAGAAAUUGGAUAACGACAUAGCCGAAGGAAAUGAUGCCGCAGACAAAGCUGCUAAAGAAGCCGGAGGCUACACACCCAGGCAAAUGGUGAUCACAGACUCCUCUCCAUUACCUGUUCUAACGGAAGAAGAUAUCAUCAAGAUACAAGAACAAGCCGGAGCAUAUGAACAGAGUGAAUGGGCAAGAAAAGGAGCUGUACAAAGGAAUGGAUUGUGGAGGUCACAUGAUGGACGACUGGUAGCUCCAGCAAAACUCUGCCACCUACUACUGAAGCAAGCCCAUGGACCAGCCCACGAAAGUAAACAAAGGACACAGAAGAACAUUGAAGCAUGUUGGUGGCACCCUCACAUGACCGCCCUAGUGGACAAUUACAUCACAGACUGCACCACAUGUAAUGAACAUAACCCCAAGCAAGCCUACAGGUGCCCCCUAGGGAAGUUCCCUGUGCCAGAAGCACCAUUCCAGGACAUCACCAUAGAUUUCACGGACAUGGGAGCAGAAAACAGAACAAAAGGAUACAGAUACCUGCUGGUAAUGGUGGACCGAUUUACCAAGUGGGUAGAGGCCAUUCCCUGCAAGAAUGAGUCUGCACAGACUGUGGUAAAGUGGCUGAAGAAUGAACUCAUCCCUAGGUACGGGGUUCCCAAGAGCAUUCGCUCAGACAAUGGCUCACACUUUAGCAACAAAGAACUAGCUGAAGUAGAAAAAGCAUUAGGCAUAACACACAGGUUUGGAGCAGUGUACCACCCUGCAUCACAAGGGUUAGUAGAAAGAGCUAACCAAACGCUAAAACGAAAAAUAGCAAAAAUAUGCUACGGCACUAAGCUCACGUGGGUGGACGCACUCCCUCUAGCGCUAAUGUCAAUGAGGACCUCCCCAGGUUCAAAAACACAUCUAACACCACAUGAGUUGCUGACGGGCAGGCCAAUGCCUGGACCACCCCGAGAGGGAGGUCAUAUGCCCUCUCUGGAUGUGUGGCAGGUGAGCUGUGAUGAGUACAUGACUGCACUGACUAAUCUCAUUCGAGUUUUGUCUAAACAGGUACAGCUGGCCGGACCCGAAGCAACUCCAGCGGAGACUCCAGCAAUAAAGGUAGGAGAUUGGGUGCGUGUGAAAGUCCACAAAAGAAAGUGGCUGGAUCCCAGGUGGACAGGACCCUAUGAAGUUACUGAAGUAACUUCCCAUGCGGUCCAGGUAAAAGGUAAAGCUGGAGCUAAUUGGCACCACCUGACACAUUGUGCACCUGGAUCUCCACCCUCACGCACUUUGGCGGAGGUUAGAACUGAUUUGGCUGAACUAGGUGAGGGUUCAAAGGAGAUAGACUGAAAAAAAAAAAAAAAAAAAAAAAAAGACAAGACCCUCAUCAACACCAUGGUUGAAUUAAACAGACGACCAUGGCACCCCUUUAGGCACCCAGGCUGGUGUGGGCUAAGGGGAACAUUGUGUGUGUUUUUGUUCAUAUCAUUAAUCAUAGUACUCCCCAUUAUAUUGUGGGAGGUUAAUAAUAAUCACACCACUAAUACUACUGACAGCAUUGCAGCAAAACAGGAUGGCUCUGGACAUGUUGUUAGCUGAAAAAGGAGGAGUUUGCAAGAUGUUUGGAGAGUAUUGCUGCACGUACAUACCCAACAACACUGCGCUAGAUGGGAGUAUCACAAAGGCCUUAGCAGGCCUCACCUCCCUGUCUCUUGAGCUAGCAGAAAACUCUGGGGUAGAUGACCCAUUUGGAGGAUGGUUUGACAGCUAUUUUGGAAAAUAUAAAGCUUUGAUUAUGUCUCUGGUUGUUUCUAUUGGGUGUUUCUUGGCAAUUUUAGUUUGUUGUGGCUGUUGUUGCAUUCCAUGCCUUAGAACUUUAAUUAACCGACUGAUCACCACCGCUCUCUCAAAAGAGAAGGAUCCUCCUCCUUAUCAGAUGCCCUUAUUGAGCAAAGAAAUGGAGUCAGAUGAUGAAGAUGAGGGAGAUGAGGAGGUGGCUUCUGAAAUCUGGAUCCCAGGGUGGGCUGAUGUCAGUCCUAGGAGAGAUUCUGAUCCUGAAGAAGAUGAGAGGGCUAGUGAAGGAGAAUAGUACAGUUCAUUGAGUGCUCUACCUACAGGGAAAGAGGGUUACAUGAUUCCAGGUCACAACGGAUGACCUGUACAAGGAGAAGACAAGACUAGGUAUUGUAGCCUGUGACUGUUGCUUACUACUGAUGGAGGUUUACACCUUAAAAGGUGUAAAAGGAGGGAUUUGUGAGAAAUAUUAAAAUGUAUGUUGCAUUAUUAAGAGAGUGUUGUUUAUUAUUUGUUUAUUAUUUGUUUAUUAAUUGUUCUUUAGUAUUAUGAUGAUUACUGUUGCUAUGCGUUGGGGGGGCGCUAGGGUGAGACUCAAGGCAGUCACGCACACAUAGGGAGACACCAGAAGAACAGGAUGACAGGUGACCGCCUCAGAUGUUUAAAGUAAGAAACAACUCCUAACAGGGUGAAGAGGCGGUUACAGGAAAAGGGAGAGUAGGUUUUUUCUCUAGGUGAGGACAGCUCAGAUGAAGGAGGCACUGUGCCAAGAGGCUGGGACCAGCCUGUGCACCAACGAAGGGAGAGCUGAGUCUAAACCAUGGUUUCUCCCCAACCUUUUCACCAAUCAGAUAGUUACAAAAAUACAUACAAAACUCUGUGUAACUGCUAAGAUAGACACUCUUCUCUGGGACGUUGGCCACAGCUAACUGCUUGCAGACUGUGGUUUUCAGAUCAGAGGAGAUCCAUGUACAUGCUGAUUUUGAUUCUUUAAUAGCAAAUAAAUAUUUGUUUAAAUGGAUAA